UUAAAUUUCCAAACUACAAGCCCCUUAUUAGAAAGUAGAAACCGCUGUAAUUAGAUCGUCCAAUUUCGAAAUCAAAACCCUACUCUGUUCAUCACUCUUUCAAGAGAUUAUCGCUCUGAUUACUGAUAAUCAUGUCUCUAAGGCCGAGCGCGAAGACCGAUGUUCGUCGUAGUCGAUACAAGGUCGCCGUUGAUGCCGAAGAAGGUCGUCGAAGGCGAGAGGAUAACAUGGUUGAGAUCCGUAAGAAUAAACGAGAGGAGAAUUUACUUAAGAAGCGUCGUGAAGGUCUUCAAUCGCAUCAAUUUCAGACUACUGUCAAUUCCUCAUCUCAAGUUGAGAAAAAGUUAGAGAGUCUUCCUGCUAUGGUUGCUGGUCUGUGGUCUGAGGAUACAAAUUUGCAGCUGGAAGCUACAUCUCAGUUCCGGAAACUGCUUUCGAUAGAACGAAAUCCACCUAUUGAAGAGGUCAUACAAGCUGGAGUUAUUCCGCGGUUUGUGCAGUUUCUUGAUCGUGACGACUAUUCGCCACUUCAGUUUGAGGCGGCUUGGGCGCUUACCAAUAUUGCAUCUGGAACUUCUGACAAUACUAAAGUAGUGAUUGAUCAUGGUGCUGUUCCUAUUUUCGUGAGGCUGCUUGGCUCAUCUAGUGAUGAGGUCCGCGAACAGGCUGUUUGGGCAUUGGGGAAUAUCGCGGGUGAUUCACCAAAGUGUCGUGAUCUAGUUCUUGGCCAUGGUGCUUUGAUUCCAUUGCUGGCUCAAUUUAAUGAGCACGCUAAGCUUUCUAUGCUGAGAAAUGCCACAUGGACAUUAUCAAACUUCUGUAGGGGAAAACCACAGCCACAGUUUGAUCAGACAAAACCUGCACUGCCUGCCCUUGCACGACUUAUCCAUUCAAAUGACGAUGAAGUACUUACUGAUGCCUGCUGGGCUUUGUCAUAUCUUUCUGAUGGUACUAAUGACAAAAUACAAGCUGUAAUCGAGGCUAAUGUCUGCUCUCGUCUUGUUGAACUUUUGGUUCAUCCUUCACCAUCAGUGCUCAUUCCUGCCCUUCGGACAGUUGGUAACAUUGUUACUGGUGAUGAUGUUCAAACUCAGAUUAUGAUUGAGCAUCAGGCACUUCCAAGCCUUCUUAACCUCUUGACUCAAAAUUACAAGAAAAGUAUCAAGAAAGAAGCUUGCUGGACCAUUUCAAACAUAACAGCGGGUAGCAAGGAACAGAUACAGGCUGUUAUUGAUUCUGGUAUCUUUCUUCCAUUAAUCCAAUUGCUUCAUACUGGUGAGUUCGAGAUCAAGAAGGAGGCUUCCUGGGCAAUUUCAAAUGCCACAUCCGGGGGUACUAAUGAGCAAAUCAAGUUCUUGGUGAGCCUGGGAUGUAUAAGGCCACUGUGUGAUCUACUGGUUUGUCCUGACCCGAGAAUAGUUACUGUUUGCUUGGAAGGAUUAGAGAACAUCCUAAAAGUGGGUGAAUCCGAGAAGAACUCGGGUAAUACAGGCGAAGUGAAUUACUAUGCCCAGUUGAUUGAUGAUGCUGAAGGACUGGAAAAGAUUGAAAAUCUUCAGAGUCACGAUAAUAUUGAAAUCUAUGAAAAAGCUGUCAAGAUUCUUGAGACAUAUUGGUUAGAAGAGGAGGAUGAACAGCUUCCUUCGGCUGAUGCUGAUGGUUCACAGUCUGGUUUCAACUUUGGUGGGAACAAUCUUCCUGUUCCAUCUGGUGGGUUCAACUUCGGUUGAAUUGAAGGUGAACAAAUAUCGGGGGGGUUCAAUAUCGUCUUAUGGAUGUCCUCCCCAAAGGGUUGCUGGUGGUGUAUAGUUUUAUUUUAAUUUUUUCAAUGUGAUGCAUAUCUCUCUUGUGGUGGCCUCAAGGUUGCAUAAGUUAACAUAUUUCCUUUUUUCCCCUCCCACCAACCUUAUUCUAUGUCAUGAAGUCUUUUUUAUUUAUUUAUUUUUAUUUUGGAGAACAUUGGUUCCGUUCUUCUUCUGAGUGCUACUAGUAUCUGCGGGUUAAACACAUUGUCCGCAAAUGCACUCAAGUUUUUACUGUAUGCAAUUAUGCGUUUUUGGUGGUGCUAGUGAAUGUUAUAAGAUUCGUUUAAGGUCAUGUUUGUAAACAUUUUAAAACAAGUCUGGCUAUUAGAAAUGGAAGUGUGGUUGGUACU
This is a messenger RNA of Impatiens glandulifera, 2155 nucleotides long. Its product is annotated as importin subunit alpha-like. The record is from RefSeq and is a predicted model, not a curated record. Lineage: Eukaryota; Viridiplantae; Streptophyta; Magnoliopsida; Ericales; Balsaminaceae. Gene Ontology annotation, biological process: NLS-bearing protein import into nucleus. Gene Ontology annotation, molecular function: nuclear import signal receptor activity; protein binding. Gene Ontology annotation, cellular component: nucleus; cytoplasm. The coding region runs from base 132 to 1730 and encodes 532 amino acids. The transcript has 11 exons.